Syngnathoides biaculeatus (alligator pipefish) is the source of this 2425-nucleotide messenger RNA. It is a transcript of the gene malt1, whose product is annotated as MALT paracaspase 1. Gene Ontology annotation, molecular function: cysteine-type endopeptidase activity. The record is from RefSeq and is a predicted model, not a curated record. Lineage: Eukaryota; Metazoa; Chordata; Actinopteri; Syngnathiformes; Syngnathidae. Bases 137 to 2425 code for a protein of 762 amino acids. Gene Ontology annotation, biological process: proteolysis. The transcript has 17 exons.
UAUUUAUGUAAUUCUUUCAGGAAAUGAUUCCACUUAUCACCCUUAUCGAAAAUGUCUUGUUUUUCGUUUUUAAAAAAAUCUCCCAAGAAAGAGCGUUUAUGAGCCGACAACUUGGUGAACUUGGUGGUUCGACGCCAUGGCGGAAUCUCGAGAGCGCUCCGCCAAGCUCAACUCGCUGAAGGAGCCGGUGUUAAAGAAGCUGUGCGACGUGUUGGACCGAACGCCCGGCAAAGGAUGGCGAAGACUCGGGGAGAUAGUCGCCGGGGAGCGCCGCUUCAAAGUCGGUCCAGACGACAUGGAGAUGUGCUCCCUGAAGGUCUUGCAGCCUGACGGCAGCCCCAGCCACAUGCUGCUGAGGCUGAUGGGAGAACGAGGCUGCACGUGCGGCCACUUGAUGGACUACCUCCACGUGCUGGGCAACACGGAGGCCCUGCACUGCCUCAAAGCGCCAGCCUUGCAGAUCAUCAUCCAACCACAAUCGGUGUCGCUGCUGUGCGGUCACAACCUGCGCCUGAGCUGCCACGCUGUGGGGCAGUCGCCGGUGCAAUACCAGUGGUUCAAGUCCAAGGAAGAGGUGCCAAAAGGCUCGUCCCCUGAACUGACCAUCAGUGGCAUUCAUGUGAAAGACGGCGGCUUCUACAUCUGCCGUGUCAACUGCGGCGACUCCUUCCAGUUCAGCCAGUGGGCUCAAGUGGACGUCUUGAAUGUGUCCACGUCAUGCGGCCAGAACUGGCAGUCCUUGGAUGGUCGUCUCAAAGUGGCCGUCCAGCCUUGCCCGCAGCAGCUGCUUGUCGGCGCCACCCUACAGCUGGAGUGUGGCGUUGUUGGGCGUCCCAUCCCUCACUAUCAGUGGCAUCGUGAUGGCGCACCUGUCCCAGAUGCCACCAGGAGGAAACUCACCAUUCCUAACGCCACGCAGGACCACCAGGGCCGGUAUCGCUGCGAAAUCAUCAGCGGUGGUGAGCGGACGUGGACCAAUGAGGUGGAGGUUGUGAUUGCUCCAAGGACCCUGGUCCAGAUUUCAGGAGCAAUGGAGUGCUCUGAAGAUGAUGUUUAUGCCAUUGGAGGAGGUUCCACUGAUUUCCUCCUAAACCGCAUUCCUGAGCAACUCUAUGCAACAGACAAAGUGGCACUGCUGAUAGGCAACCUGGCCUACCAGAACCACCCACAGCUCAAAGCACCCAUGGUGGACGUGUAUGACCUCACCAAUGUGCUGCGGCAGCUGGAUUUCAAGGUGGUCUCCCUGCUGGACCUCACUGAGUCAGAAAUGCGGAACGCUGUCCACCAGUUCCUGCAGUUGCUCCAUAAAGGAGUUUACGGCUUGCUGUACUAUGCCGGGCACGGCUAUGAGAAUUAUGGCAACAGCUUCAUGGUGCCAGUGGACGCGCCUAAUCCAUACUGCUCGGCCAACUGCUUGUGCGUGCAGAGCAUCCUCAAGCUGAUGCAGGAGAAGGAGACUGGUCUUAACGUCUUCCUGCUGGAUAUGUGCAGGAAGAGGAAUUUCCAUGACGACAGCGCGCACAAUGUCAUCUUGAGGGUGACGGCCAACAUCGUCUUCGGAUACGCAACAUGUCAAGAUGCUGAGGCCUUUGAGCUGAGCUCCAGCAGCUUCACCAAUGGCGUGUUCGUCAAGUUUCUGAAGAAACGCCUGCUUGAGGACGAGAAGAUCACUGUGGUUCUGGACAGAGUUGCAGAAGACAUGGGUCAGUUUGACGCCACCAGGGGCAAGCAGGCCCUGGAGAUCCGCAGCAGCCUGUCAGAGCGGAGGUCCCUGACUGACCCGAUGCUGCCCGGUGCUCCUGAUCGCCUCCACAGUCAACAGUGGGCCAAAGCUCACGAGCUUCCCGAUUGCAUGUAUUUGGAUUUUGAGUGUGGCACUCAGAUCAAGUUGGGCUUCGCCGCCGAGUUCUCCAACGUCUUGGUCAUGUACACGCACAUUGUUCGGAAACCCCUCGACUUCUUGCGAUGUGAAGCGCAUGUCACUGAUUUCCCACAGGAGCUGGAUGUGGAGCCCAAGGAGAUGAAUAAGAGCAUUCCGGAGGACACGGGCAUCUACCUGCUGUCCGGCAGCCUGCCGCAGCAUUGCCUCUACACUAGACUCUGCUCACUGCAGAAGCUCAAGGAUGAGCUGGUGUUCACUGUGUGCCUCCGGGGCACCACUGCAGCCAUGGACCCCGACGACAGCGUCUACUGGUCCGAAAGCGUCAACAUUGGCAAGCCGCUAAUUGCCCGUCUGGACCUUCAUGAAGUCAUGCGCCCUGACAGCUGCCUGCUAACGUGCCCCGUGCCACACAGCGCCAACCCUGAAAUCUACGAGCCUGAGGAGGUGGGGGCAUGCGGAUCAAGCAUCCCCAUCGAAGCCAGCGAUGACAUUCACGAGCUGCAGACAGCGUUCAUCAACAGUCUGCAGCUCCAGCAUCCUUGA